AUGGGGAAGCUGCGACCGAGGUACAAUGAGAAGGCCAGGGCUGGCUCCCGCCUCGCAAAAACCGCAAAACCACAUCCAAGUGCUAGAGACGGCGGGCUCAAAAGUCUGGCAAAGAAAACCUCAACGACGAAUGCAAAGCCCUCCAAUGGCAGCGGAACGUCGAAUAAGGCUGCUCACUCGGCAGCAGCAACCGCAGGGGACGAGGACGACAUAACGUACACGGCCUCCAGCUCCGCCAACCCAACAAUGCUGAUACCCGGCGAGUCCGCCCCAACCGACUACAGCGCAUUACCAGAAGCCCCCACGGGGAAAAUCACCUCCAAGAAAAAGAAGCGGCUCGAAAAGUUCAUCGAAAAGCAGCUGAAGAAGGAGGAGCGAGUCAGUUUACUGAAAAAGUUGAGCGAGCAGACGUUUGACGCUUCGGAGUUUCUGAGGUCCAGUAAGGCGUUUGGACAGACGAAGCUGACUGCGAAGGAGAAGCUGAGGCAGGCGCUGUUGGAGGAGAGGAAGGGGAUCGCGAGGUCGGACAAUGCGGUUAGGUUGUUGGUUGAACGGGAGGUUGAUGAGGAGAAUGCCGAUGGCAUGGAGAUGAGUGAAGGCGAGGGUGAGGAUCAUGACGGGGAUGAGGAUGCUGACAUCGAAAACGAAAUCGAGGAAGAUCCCUCAAUAGGGAUAGUAGGAAGGGCCUUCGGCAGCAGUCUCACAACCUCAUCAGCGAAGCCAAAGGCACCCGUAGUGCAGGUUUUCGAGGAGAGCGCAUCAGCAUCAAAAGCGGAUGCUGCUGCAGCACCACAGGCCUUUGGAUCCGCACUGAAACCAUCAGCAUUCGGAGGUGCGUUGAAGAGGAAAGCCGCCGAUGGGGCGGAAGGCGAGUUUACCGAAAUCGCAAUACCGAAACGGAAAAAGAAGAAGCAGCAGAAGAAAAAGGCGGAGGUUCCGGCCAAUAUGUACGGAUCUGAUUCUGAUGAUUCGCAUUCGGAUGGACAAAGGGAUGGAGUCGCUGAGGCAGUCGCCGAUACUGAAGCGGUGCCCCCACAAGCUGAUCAGAAGAAAGCCAUCUGGGCUGCCAACAUCGUGGACGGCGAAACGCUACCCCAGCCCAUCGUCAGUUCAUCCGCUCCAACCCACUUAAAAGGCGACACCAAACAACCACCAAAACCAAAACCUACCGCCCCUUCAAAACCCGCCUUCCACGUCCCCGUCGCCCGCCCCGAAUCCAUCCAACUCGCCCGCAUCUCCCUCCCCGUCGUUAUGGAAGAACAACCCAUCAUGGACGCCAUCACCAACAACGACGUCACCAUCCUCUGCGGUGAAACUGGGUCCGGCAAAACCACCCAGGUCCCGCAAUUCCUCUACGAAGCCGGCUUCGGUGACCCCGCACACCCGAUGUUCCCGGGCAUGGUCGGCAUAACACAGCCCCGGCGUGUCGCGGCGGUGUCGAUGGCGCGCCGUGUCGCGGAUGAGAUGGCGUUGAAGGGUGGGGAGGUGGCGUACCAGAUUAGGUAUGAUAAAGGGAAUACGGGGAAGAAUACGCGGAUCAAGUUCAUGACGGAUGGUAUUCUUCUCCGGGAGCUGAGUUUGGCUGCCGGUGGCGAACAAUCGAAAUCUGCGACCAGUGGAACACAGCGACCUGCGGAUCUGUUGCUAUCGCAUUACUCGUGUAUUAUCAUUGAUGAGGCGCACGAACGGACUGUUGGGACGGAUGUGCUUAUUGGGUGGCUGACCCGUAUUGUCGCGUUGAGGAACUCGGGGAAGAUCGAGGGUGCCAAGCCGUUGAAGCUGGUGAUCAUGUCCGCGACGCUGAGAGUGGAGGACUUUACGCUCAAUAAGACCUUGUUUCCGACAAAUGAGAAGAAACCUCCCGUUGUGAAGGUGGAUGGACGGCAACAUAAGGUCGUAAUCCACUACAACAAAGUAACCCCCGAACUCGACUAUAGCUCCGAAGCCUUCAAGAAGAUCACCAAAAUCCACACCAAACUCCCCCCCGGCGGCAUCCUCGUCUUUAUGACCGGCCAACAAGAGAUCCAAGUCCUCGUGCGCAAACUCCGUAAAGAGUUUCCGAUGAAGCAGGCGAACGAACUCGAACCGAAUGAAAUUGAGGAUGCGGCUCUGAAACCGGUUGCGACCGCAGAGGGGGAGAGCGGGGCGGGGUCGUUGUUUGAGGAGGGGGAUGAGAGCGCCGAUGUGGAGAUGGGGAGGGGACAGGAUGAUUACCAAUCCGAUAGUGACGCUGAGGGAGCGAACGAUGAGGACGAUGAGGAAGAGCAUGUGGAUGUACUGGGCGGUCUCAGCGGGGACGAAGACGACGAAGCAACAGAACUGAACAACCGCCAAGACCCUAAAACCGCAACAGAACCCCUCCCCCUGCAUGUCCUCCCCCUCUACUCCCUCCUCCCCACCGCCGCCCAAAUGCGCGUCUUUUCCUCCCCCCCACCAAACACCCGCCUCGUCGUCAUCGCCACCAACGUCGCCGAAACCUCACUCACGAUCCCGGGCAUCAAAUACGUCGUCGACUGCGGAAAAGUCAAAGAACGAAGAUACGACACCCACUCCGGCGCACAGACUUACCAGGUCUGCUGGACUUCCCGCGCAUCAGCCGACCAACGUGCGGGACGAGCCGGACGAACGGGGCCCGGGCAUUGUUAUAGGUUGUUCAGUUCGGCGGUGUUCAACGAUUACUUUGACCAGUUUUCGCAGCCGGAGAUUCUGAGGGUGCCGAUUGAAGGUGUGGUGUUGCAGAUGAAGAGUAUGGGCAUCAACAACGUCGUUGGGUUCCCGUUCCCGACCCCGCCGGGGAGGGAUAACCUCCGUGCGGCGGAGAAGCUGUUGACGUAUCUCGGCGCGUUGGACUCUGAAACCCAGGUGUUGAAGAUUACCGAGUUGGGGAAGGUGAUGGCUAAAUUCCCGGUGGCGCCGCGGUAUGCUAAGAUGCUGGUGAUCGCCGCGAGCCAGCCGGGGAAUAUAUUGGCCUAUGUCGUGGCGUUGGUCGCGGGGUUAUCCGUCGGGGAUCCGUUUUUGAAGGAUGAGGAUAUACUCGGCAACACCGCUGAUGCUGACGAUGGUGGUGAUGGUGAUGGUGAUGGUGACGAGGAAGACGGGGAGAAAUCCCGCAGAAGCAAGAAACGCGCGUCGUUCUAUAAGACAAUGGCCCUCUUCUCCGGCGACCCACCCACCUCCGACGCACUCCGACUCCUCCGCGCCAUCGGCGCCCACGCGGCCCAAUCCACGCGGGCAGACGCCUCGUUACAAGCGUUCUGCGAUUCACAUUUCCUCCGCCAUAAAGCCAUGGACGAGAUGCGGAAACUGCGGCAACAGCUCACCAUCCUCGUCAAACUCUCCCUGGGGAACGAUGGUAAAUUGUAUCCCGCAGUGAGUGAAUUAUGCGUCGACCCUCGCCUCCCACCCCCAACCCCCCGCGACUGCGCCGCAAUCCUGCAAGUUGUCCUCUCCGCCUUCUCCGACCGUAUCGCCCGGCUAGACGAAGCCACCUCCCGCGGGUUCAACGGAGCGAAAUUCACACCGCUCUACCGAACCAUGUGGGGCGCGAAAGACGAGGUGUGCCAGAUCCACCCGGGGAGCUGUCUGUACCGUGAACGGCCCGCACCCGUGUAUGUGGUGUUUGAGGAGUUGAUGGGGCGCGAGGAGAAGAUUAGCGCGGAUAACUCCGGGGUGGUUGCUAAUCGCGGCGGUCUGACUGUUCCCGUCGAUAAAGAGGGCACACCCUAUGUCCGCCGAUGGAUGAAGGGGGUGACUGCAGUCAAGGACACGUGGAUCGCGAACGUGGCGCCCAAGACUCUAUGUAGGUUGGGCAAGAUCAUGGAGCAGCCCGAACCGCGGUAUGAUAUACCUCAGGACGCGGUGGUCGGGUUCUGUGUACCUACGCUGGGACCGAAGAUGUGGGAGUUGCCAGCGAGGGAAUGUGUGUUGCCGAGGGUGGAGGAUCGGAGUCGGUGGUUUGCGAGGGCUUUUGUCGAGGGCAAGGUGCCGUUGAUGCCGUUAGCGACACCAGCAACAGCGACAAACGCGAAACAACGCAAACGGGCUAAAGCGAAGAAGGGGAAAGAGGUGGAGGAGGAGAUUCUACCGAUGUUGACACCGUACCUGUUGACGAAGCCCCUGACGUUGACGAAAGCAUGGGGCGCAACCCACGCCAAAUCCCAGGCGCUCCUCACACCCCUCCUUACCAACGCCAUCUCCACACGGGCCGCGCUCCUGCACCACUGGCGGACCGUCGACAGCAAGUUUCUACUCGAGGGGUACCUGCACUGGGUCCCUGAUGAAGUGCACGCUGGGUUGAGCGCGUAUUGGCCGCCGGCGAGGUUGUGGGGGGAGGAUGAGGAGGGUGGGGAGAGGGAUGACGUUAGGGUGGGGGAGAUGAGGAGGUGUUUGGGGGAGGUGCUUGGGAAGGGGAUGGCGGGGAAGAGGGAGAGGUGGGAUCAGAGGGGGGAGAGUGGGAGUGAUAGUGAUUUUUGA
This is a messenger RNA of Fimicolochytrium jonesii, 4473 nucleotides long. Its product is annotated as P-loop containing nucleoside triphosphate hydrolase protein. Bases 1 to 4473 code for a protein of 1490 amino acids. The transcript is spliced from 2 exons. Gene Ontology annotation, biological process: maturation of SSU-rRNA from tricistronic rRNA transcript (SSU-rRNA, 5.8S rRNA, LSU-rRNA). Gene Ontology annotation, cellular component: nucleolus; intracellular anatomical structure. The record is from RefSeq and is a predicted model, not a curated record. NCBI's taxonomy places the organism in Eukaryota, Fungi, Chytridiomycota, Chytridiomycetes, Spizellomycetales, Powellomycetaceae. Gene Ontology annotation, molecular function: RNA binding.